GUGCCAAAAAAUCAGAAAUUAUAGGCUGCUGCUACCGAUAGGCAAGUGGCUCUUAGUGAACAUUAGCGAGUUAACGUUAACACAUUCUACUAAUUGUUAUCUUGUUUAUUGCAGAAAGUUUAGAGGGCUAUGGCUAGAGGAGAAGGAGUUGAACACUCAAGUGCGAGUUUGUUAAGUAACGUUAACGUUAAUGGCAAUGCUAAAUUGGACACCGAUGUCAUAGGACUAGCGAGAAAGCGAGAGCAGAGAAGUCGUCUUUCCAUUUGCAAUAAACUGUGCUAUGGCAUCGGAGGAGCACCCUAUCAGAUCACAGGAUGUGCUCUUGGCUUUUUCCUGCAGAUAUACUUGUUGGAUGUUGCUCAGCUGGAUCCCUUUUAUGCCUCCAUUAUCUUGUUUGUGGGUCGGGCAUGGGAUGCCAUCACCGACCCAACUGUGGGUUUCCUGGUCAGUCGGACCCCCUGGACAAGAUUUGGUCGUAUGAUGCCAUGGAUCCUGUUGUCUACUCCACUAGCUAUCAUUUCCUACUUCCUCAUCUGGUACGUCCCUGAUCUGGACCAUGGCAAGGUGGUUUGGUACCUGGUGUGGUACUGUCUCUUCCAGACAUUGCAGACAUGUUUCCAUGUGCCCUACUCUGCACUCACCAUGUUCAUCAGUCACGAGCAGAAGGAGAGGGACUCGGCCACCGCCUACAGAAUGACCGUGGAGGUCCUGGGUACAGUUAUUGGGACAGGCGUCCAGGGACAGAUUGUGGGCAUGGCCAAUGCGCCCUGCAUCAACUCUACCCUGGCUCCACUGGAUGCUGAUCACAAUGCCACCCAUCCAAGCCAAAAUGCCACCCAUCUCUCUCUGAUGCCAGUUGACCUCACCCACACAAGGAACGCCUACAUGAUCGCUUCGGGCAUCAUCUGUGCCGUCUACGUUCUCUGUGCUGUGGUUCUGUUCUUUGGAGUAAGGGAGCGCAAAGAUCUUGGACAAACGAAGAACGAGCCCAUCUCAUUCUGGCAGGGUAUUCGUCUGGUGCUGGGACAUGGAGCAUACACCAAAUUGGUCAUGGGCUUUCUCUUCACGUCGCUGGGUUUCAUGCUCCUGGAAGGCAAUUUUGCACUGUUCUGCUGCUACACACUAGGCUUUCGAAAUGACUUCCAGAAUAUUUUGCUGGUCAUCAUGCUCUCCGCAACCCUUACCAUCCCCUUCUGGCAGUGGUUCCUUAUGCGCUUUGGCAAGAAGACGGCUGUUUUCGUCGGGAUUCCGUUCGUAAUACCAUUCCUGGUGCUGGUGGUCUUCGUGAAGAGCAACCUUAUUGUGACCUACAUCGUGUCAUUUGUGGCUGGAGUCAGUGUUGCAGCUGCCUUCCUGUUGCCAUGGUCUAUGCUACCUGAUGUUGUUGACGACUUCAAGGUGAACAACCCUUCCUUGCAAGGCCACGAAGCUAUAUUCUACUCUUUUUAUGUGUUCUUCACCAAGUUUGCCUCUGGAGUGUCACUUGGCGUCUCGACUCUGAGCCUUCAUUUUGCAGGGUACAUCACAAAUGGCUGCACACAGCCAGAGCAGGUAGGCUUGACGCUCAAAAUUCUGGUGUCAGCUGCUCCCAUUGGACUCCUCCUCAUCGGCCUUGUGAUCUUCAUUUUCUACCCAAUAAAUGAGGAGACGCGGCAACGGAACCGUAAAAUGCUACAGCACCAGAGGGAGAGAGAGCUAGACUCUGAAUCAGAGUCCACGGAGUCGGGCAGUUCUGUCUGAAUGUCUGCGGACCAGGCUGAGCACAAUCAAUUUUGCUUCCCGAGCCUGAGGAUGAGCUGAUUGACCCAGACCAAGAUCAGCUGGUGGGACUGGACUGCUUGGGGGAUCUCAGUGCUAAGAUGGUGAUCAUCAUCAUCUCCACAGGUGUCUGUGCCUUUCACAGGGCAGUGAGAUUGAGCCAUGAGACUUGACUGUGCCUUCUCCAUCUCAGACCACAAAUGUACUGUUCGCAAUAUUUCACACAAUAUAACUGUUAUUUAUUUUGUUGCACAAAGCCUUAUAAUGUGAUGCUGCCUUGAACUGUUUUGGUUGGCAUUAUGUGAGUAACCAGUGCAGCUGCUGCCUGGCCAAAUGGGAUUGAUGUCAUGUCGGUGCACUUGACAAGAUAAUGCACUAUGGAAUUCAUACCUUUUCACAGGGGGUGGGGACAUUCAGAAAUGUGACAACACAUUUAUUUUCAUAUAUUCCUCACUAAUGAUGGAAAGUUGACAUGCAGAAAUGUAUUUGUCACCCAGUGCGCAUGUUCAAGGCUUCAUGGUGAAUGAUGAAUGUAUUUUCUACUGUUUACAAGGUGAGGCUAAUCCGUUUGAGGUAUGUCACUUUAAAGACUGCCUUUUCAGAAUAUUCUUGCUGGAUCAUGCUCAAUACUUGAACAGACAUGGACAUCCUUCAGAUAUACUGUACAUGACCAAGUCAGAAUCAUUGCCAGGGGUGGAUGGGUUAAAACGUUGCAUUAUUCAGCACAGCACUUCUCCGCUCUCAUUUUCGAAGGAUCUGUCAAAUACUGCUGAAUGUACAGUAGGUAAGAUUGUCUUGACGGAGCCAGAACUGUCAGAAACAGAGGUGAACAAUGAUAUUUAAGUAUUUAUUACAUUUGUUUGAAAUAUUUUUGAGAGUUUACGUAUAUUCUGCACUUGUAAAUGUCACAAUUUUGUUUCUGUGCCCCGAUUAAAGAAUAGAUUUUAUAUUGAUUGGAAACAUGUAAAAGAUGUAUUGGCAAAAUGGAAACCCGCAACAUGAGUUUGAUAUUUAUCUUAUUGUGUUGUUCUACCGUAUUCUUCUCAAUGCCCAAAUAUGCUCAUAAAAGGGAAGUGCAGUUGUGAAAGUUUGUGUCAGAGUGUGUCAUGGAUUACUUUAUUUUUGUCUGCAUAUCUGUAAAUCAAGGUGUGAUUCAGGUCUUAAUGAGAUUGCCCAUAUGAGACUAAAAUUGUGAUAUUAAUAUAUGGUCUGUGUUCUGUAUAUUGAUUUGUAGGUGAACAUAAUAUGUUAUAAACAUAUUAUGGAGAUAUCUAGACAAAAUAUUGAGAUCAGUACACUUGGGUCUGAGAAAUGUAAUGGCCAGAAAUAACAUCUUUCUGCCAUGAAUGAAUUAUUAUUUUCCAAACAACUCACUAUUCUCUGACAUUCCAAUGAAUACUGGACCUUUUUGUAACCAAAUGUUCUCUGAAAAGCUACCUACUUUUGAUGUGGGUUAGGGCUGUCCGUCGAGAUUGAGAAUUCAGUUGGGAAACUUUUACUGUGAAUAUGUACAUGAGGUUGUAAAGUUUUGUAAAUAUUCUUUUGUUAACAUUGGAAGUGGAUGUGCCUUCUUAAAGCUGUUUGAAUAUAGCUGUUAAAAUAUUGUACAUGAACUGUAAAUAGCCUAAUUGUUAUAGAAUAUAAUUCUGGAUAAUUUAAUUAUACAUAAUCAGUGUAAAGCUGUGAUUAAACAGUCUCAGCUCAUAACGAUUGUAUUAAUACUACAUAAUGCAUGGAAAGCAAAAGUCAAAAGAUUACACUGUUUGCUUUAACUAAUCAUUUGCAUGUGCAGUGUUAGGAAUUGGAUUGUAUUUUGACUGUUGCUAUAGACAACACUAUUGUGUCAUAAGCUAACAAGUACGAUGGGGUCAUGGGUAUUCCUCAAUUAUUUGGGUGGUCAUGUCUACCUUGAAACCCCCAUUGAAUUAAAAUGGAUUUUCCCGAA
Molecule: messenger RNA, 3703 nt
Organism: Sardina pilchardus (European sardine)
Lineage: Eukaryota; Metazoa; Chordata; Actinopteri; Clupeiformes; Clupeidae
Gene: mfsd2ab
Product: MFSD2 lysolipid transporter A, lysophospholipid b
Exons: 14
Coding region: 130-1740 (536 amino acids)
Biological process (GO): carbohydrate transport
Cellular component (GO): plasma membrane
Molecular function (GO): lysophospholipid:sodium symporter activity
Source: RefSeq, a predicted model, not a curated record